GCGCUCGGCCAAGAUGGCGGAUAAGUGUCAGCCGCUGUGUCCUGCACUUUUUUGAGAAUCUCAGCUUCAGCCGCACUCUUAUCAAGUUUUGUUUGUAUCUGGGCAUCUCGACUGGAAGAUAACAGUGAGAUCUCCAGUAAGUAAAGACACUUUGGAGACCUGUGAGUGUAAAAGAUGCAGCCUUCUCCUCGGGCAGCCCCUCCUGGAGCCAGUGGACCCCCGCCUUCCUCCGGUGGCCCCAAUGCCUUCAGAAGAAACAGACCCCACAAACAUGUGGCUGCAGCUGCUAUGACACAGGCUACCCCACCCACCCAGCCAGUGACAGAUCCUUUUGCCUUUGGGAGACAAAGCUUUUUGCCCAUGGCAGGGGGCAGCCAAGCUCCACCCACAAACAGCAACCCACUUCCCAUGCAAGGCCCUCCCCUGCCAGGGUUCAACUCGAUGGCUCCACUACAAGGGCCGCCUCCAGGAACAGCGCAGGCAGCCUCUCCUGGCCCACCACCAAGAAUUUUUACACCGCAACCUGUUCCCCUAGAGCCAUCACCAAGCUCCAACCCUCCUCCUGCAGAACCAGGAUACUUUAAUUCACAAGAAUCAAUGCCCUAUAUUGCACAGUUGCCUAACCCUGCUCCUCCUUUCAGUUCUAGUCCAUCACAUCAACCCUCCACUGCCCCAACACCUCCAGUUCAAUCCCAGACUCCUUUUCAAUCUCAGCCAACGCCUCCCCUACCCUCUCACUGGGUUCCUGACCAUGGAAGCCGUCCACCUUCCGUUCAAAACUACUUUCAGCCAACCAGUGAUCACCCAUCUCAGCAUUUCCAAGCUCAAGUCCCACCCUCUGUCCCCUCUCCCCACAUAGCCCCACCCUCUGUCCCUUCUCCCCAUACAGCCCCACCCUCUGCUCCCUCUCCCCACACAGCCCCACCUUUGACAGCAUCUCAGUAUCAAGGUCAGUUUGCUCAACCGAAUGUGAUUGGGCCCUGUGCAACUCUGCAACAGAACUCCCACUUCCCUGCUCAGAAUUAUUUCAGUCAGUCAGGUGGACCCUCAGAGCCAUGGUUCAAUCAGAGUCCCCAGGAUCAGUCUCAGCGUGCCUGCCCUGUCCCCUACUCUGAAGUCCCCAGUGACUCUGGAACUCUCUCAAUGUUCUUUGGGGGAAAUGAUGUUGAAAAUGAAGAAACACUGUCAGGAGAGGGGCGUGUAAAUGGGAUUCUUCACCCUCUCCAUUCGAUGACUGAGUUCUCCGGUCCGUAUUUGAAUGACAGUGGUAACAUUCGAGCUGGGGCAGGGCCAUGUGAUUCGGUGGAGAAUCUGGAAUGUGUUCCAAACCAGGAAGUGCUGCCUAAUGAGCCACCCUCAAGCCAUGCCUUUGAGGGGGGGGCUAACUUGGAGACACCUGACUCUGCUCCUCAUCUUGCCCGCUCUGCAAGUGUCUCAUCCAGCUACAGCAACGUCAGUCACAGCAGUGGACAUGGUCCUCACAGCAGUGGCCACAUCCCGCGGCGACAGCAAGGUGUAGUGGGGACGUUCAUCCAACAGGAGAGUCCCCGGCCACCAGAUCACCCUCCUUUGCAUUCCUCCACUGGUGGAUACUUUGAACAAAUAGACUCCAACCCAGCUGCAGAGGCAAGUGCUACUUUCCCAACUCCUAGCCCACCUAAACCAGUUGGUGUGUUCCAGGCAAGUGCAAAUUCCUCCUUUGAGCCUGUCCGAUCACACGGUGUAGGAGUUCGACCUGCUGAGGUUGAUCGUGCACGUAUGGUAAUGGAAAAGGGUGGAAGUGAUGUGCAGCAUGGCAACUUAGAACAACCCCCAGACAACUUGGAGACCAUUUACCUCUCGGAACGCAGACCCUCAUCUCGGGCUCAGGGAGCACGACGCCCCAUUGAGAGUCCCGCUACUACACUCUGGGCUCAAAAUGACACUGCCAGUCUAGGUGCUAACAUACUGUUAGCCCCUGCAGCACCCUCUUUGGCUGCAACAUUUGUUCCAGCACAUCCAUCUGAAGUCAUCCAGCCACCUGAGGAUGGCCCUCUUGAUUUACAUUCAGCUAAGCCAGAUCCACAACCUCCCUCUGAAAACCUAGAGAUUCCGCCAGACUCAAUGCCUCAGGCAAGUUUAGGAUAUGCCUCCUUGCUAGUAACUUCACCUCCCGUAGAGGCUCUGAACCAGCCUGUGUUGAUUGCGCCACCUUCCUCUAAUUACAGUUUGGUUUCCUCUACAAACCUCUCGCAACCUUUAAAUCAGAAAAGUCCUCAAGAGACAGCAACACCUGUUCAGUCUUCUGUGAUCAGUCAAAUGCCUCAGAUUUCUCCUCCAACAAAUCAGCUGCAGCCUCUUUUUUCUCAGACACCAGUAAACUUCAACCCUUCUUCCACUCAAGACCUCUUGAAUCUAGCACGAGAGGCCCAAGAUGUUCAGCCCUCUGUUCAAGUAGCCCGACCUGUUCUCUCAAGGGCCCAGUCUCUUAGAGAUGAUGCCCAAUCUUUUCUGCCUUCUAUUUCUCAAGCUCCGCCUUCUGCUGCUGCCGCCACUAAUCACAAUCAACCUUCAAAUUAUGAGUUACUUGAUUUUUCUAUGCAUCAACCACAGUCCACAAAUCAGGUUACAUCAGUACCCGCGGUGUCUCAAAAAGCUCAUCCUGCGGGCUUGGUGAAUAACACACCUGGCUUUUACCUGCAGGUCACCAAAGAUGCACAGCUUGGUGGGCAGUCUGACAGCGAGGCUCUGCCCCUUCAGCAGAUCUCUAACCCCCCACGACCCUCCAGUAACCAUCCCGACAAUGAUCCAACUCGCACCUCCCAACCUCCAUAUCCACCUCCAGCUCAACACCAGCUUCCUCCACAGGUCCCUCCAACUCAUCCUGGUGCCCCUCCUACUGGACCUGGAUCUGCCCCACCGUUAUCUUACCCACCCCAAUCUGGAAACUAUGCCCCCCAGCCACUUCAGGAACCGCAAAGACCUCCUUCAUCUCUAGGUGGUCAGUCAGGUUAUGGGGCUCCUUCUGCGAUUCCCCCUGCUCCGGGCUAUGCGGGAUACUACCCAGGAGCCUACCCUGAGUACCAUGAUGGAAGGUUGCCGUACCCACCCCAGUACCCUAUAGAUCCUAGAUCUCAAAACUACUAUCAGGAUGAUCCCUACCGUAGAGAUCCUCGAUAUGCCUGGUAUGAUGGUCAAAAUCCUGGAUACCGGGAGGCUGAGCGCCAACCAGAGAGGCCGAGUUCUAGAACCAGCCAAUACUCUGACAGACCCAACUCCAGACAGGGGUAUCAAGAAGACCUUUCUAGAUCCAGCCGUAGUGCCUAUGACGAAUACUAUGCAAACUACUAUAAGAGACAGUAUGAUGCCUAUGGAGAUAAGAGCAGGUGGUAUGAUCCAAAUGCUGCUUAUGAUCCACGCUAUAAAGCCUACUAUGAUCCGACAUAUGGCUGGUACUAUGAUCUUGAUGGCUACAGAAAAGGAGAGGCAUAUUACAACCAACAAUAUCAAAACAGGGGACGAGAGGGGUAUGAUGAUCCAUGGCGGUAUUACCCUGGUUAUGACUCCAGCUUUGAUGAUGACAGCCGCCGGCGUGACCCGUACGCUGAUGAAUUUGACCGCCGUUCGGUUCACAGUGAACAAUCAGCGCACAGUGUACAUUCAUCACACAGUCGGCGCAGUAGCUUCAGUUCACGGUCACAGCAGAGUCAGGUGUACAGAAGUCAACCAGACUUGGUCAGUGCAGCCUAUGAUACCACUGGGACCACUCUUCCAGUGGAUUACACCUACAGCCAGUAUACUAACCCCUCAGAUACUGCAAAUUACAGUCAGAUUCCUUACAACCCUGCUGACAACACCUGGACUGCCACAGAUCAGCCUCCUCCAAGGCCGUUGACUCCAGAGAAGUAUUCUAUUCCACACCGCUGUGCUCGGUUUGGUCCGGCUGGUCAACUGAUCCUUGUCCAACCCAAUCUGCCCUCUGCUGGUCAGCCCACACUUGUGGAAAUCCACAGCAUGGAGACGAUUCUGCAGGACUCUUCAGAGCAGGCAGAAAUGCGUUCAUUCCCUGGCCCACUCGUCAAAGAGGAGACUCAUAAGGUGGAUGUCAUAAAGUUUGCUCAGAACAAAGCCCAAGAGUGUUUGCGGAACGAUGACCUCAUCGACAAAGACUCCGCCUUCCUCAUCUGGGAGUUCAUUGUGCUGCUGUGUCGCCAGAAUGGGACUGUAGUGGGAACGGACAUUGCUGACCUGUUGCUAAAAGAGCAUCGCUCUGUUUGGUUGCCGGGAAAAUCCCCCAAUGAGGCUAAUCUCAUCGACUUCAACAACGAGGCAAUAGAGCAUGCUGAAGCGGAUGAGGCGGGGCCAAUAUCCCUCCUAUCAGACACUUUCAUGGGCGUGCCCGAGAAUGUCGGCAAGGAGACGGAGCGCUUCAGAGAACUGCUACUAUUCGGCCGCAAGAAGGAUGCUCUAGAGUCUGCUAUGAAGAAAGGCUUGUGGGGACAUGCGCUGUUACUGGCUAGUAAGAUGGACAACAGAACACACGCCCGUGUCAUGACCAGGUUUGCCAACAGCCUGCCUAUUAACGACCCUCUUCAGACGGUUUACCAGCUCAUGUCAGGACGAAUGCCGGCUGCUGCUACUUGUUGCGGAGAUGAAAAAUGGGGCGAUUGGCGCCCUCAUCUGGCCAUGGUGCUGUCCAACCUCACACACACUCUGGAUCUUGACACCCGCACCAUUUCAACCAUGGGGGACACAUUAGCAUCUAAAGGUCUAGUGGAUGCAGCCCAUUUCUGUUACCUGAUGGCUCAGGUGGGCUUUGGUGUUUAUACUAAGAAAAGCACCAAGAUGGUCCUCAUCAGCUCCAAUCACAGCAUGCCGUUUUUGAAGUUCUGCUCGUCAGAGGCAAUUCAGCGUACAGAAUCGUACGAGUACGCCCAGUCCCUUGGCUCUCACGCCCUCUCUUUGCCCAACUUCCAAGUGUUCAAAUUCAUCUACGCAUGUCGACUGGCGGAGUCGGGACUCUGUGCUCAAGCCUUCCAUUACUGUGAGGUCAUUUCACGCACUCUGUUGAACCUACCUGAGUACUACUCGCCUGUGUUCAUCAGUCAGCUCAUACAGAUGUCUCUGAGGUUGAGGUUUUUUGACCCUCAGCUGAAGGAGAGACCAGAGCAGGAGUUGUUUAUAGAGCCUGAUUGGUUACUGCAUCUCAGACAACUGGAUGGACAGAUCAAGGACGGUGUGAUCAAUUUCCGUGCGGAUCGCAGCACCCCACAACUUUAUCCCUGUAGCACGCCCAGUUCAGAAGACCACUGCAGCCCACCUGACCCCUCAACUCUGACCCCUGAUCCCCACAAUCCUCUCAUGGCCUCCGUUGUGCCGCAAGGUGGUGUUCAACUCAUGCCACCAGCCCCUCCUACUAUUCUUCAGGAUGGGGCGGUCCCUCCGCAGCAAGCCCCGCCUCCAAGUGAAAGUGUUCCAUUCUACCCAGGGCCACCACAAACAAACUUUGUGGCAACGUACCAACCUGAAACACAUGAGCAGUACACACGCAUGCCCCAGCAAAUACCCCCACAAAUUCCCCAGCAAAUACCCCCACAAAUGCCAACGUACAACUCUACAGAAAUGAUGCCGCCAGGAGGGCAACAUCAGAUGCCGCCAGGAGGGCAACAUCAGAUGCCGCCAGGAGGGCAACAUCAGAUGCCCAUGGGAGGGCAACAUCAGAUGCCCAUGGGAGGGCAACAUCAGGUGCAUGCUUCUGAACAUGGCUCUGCCCCUUCCUCUCCUCAGCAGUUUCCUCAGUUAUCGCCGACAUUCAGUGGCCCCCCUCCACAAGGGAAGGACUUUUAUGAUGAAAUGGCGCGCAUGGGCCCAGGCAGAAGAUCGAGAACCACUUCACAGUCAUCAUCGAUACACAUGGUACAGUCGACAUCGGGUCGUCGGUCUCGCACUAUGUCAGAAUCGUCCAAUCAUUCUGGACGGGACCGCAGCAGUUCGCUAGCCAAUCAGGGUUCUCCUCCUCCCCCACCUAUCCCAGAGGCUCCACCACAAGAUGAAUCCAAGAAGACAAAGAAAGACUCUCCCAAAAAGGGAGCGGGUGGCAGCGGCUGGCUGACUUGGCUGUAUCCAAAACGGAAGAAUGAAGCGCACCUUCCAGAUGACAAGAACAAAACUAUUGUUUGGGAUGAAAAGAAGCAGAAAUGGGUGAAUCUAGAUGAGCCGGAGGAAGAGAGCAAACCCCCUCCCCCUCCACCUACCAGCUUCCCCAAAGCUCCGAUGGGCAGCCUAGGGAUGGGGCCACCAGGAGCAGGGGGUCCAGCGAUGGGGCCACCAGUCAAUAUGUUCUCCAGGAGAGCAGGCACAAAGAGCCGUUAUGUGGAUGUGUUGAAUCCUGGUCGUGGAGGAUCUAAACCCACCGCUGCUGUUCCACCACCUGCUGACCUGUUUGCUCCUCUCGCACCCAUGGCCAUGCCAACCAACCUCUUUACACCAGCUGCAGCCCCAGGUGAGCAGCAGCCGAUGGAGGGAAGCAUUCCAGACGCCAGUGGUGAAAACACACAGCAGACUAGUGCCACCGUGCCACAGAUGUUUAAUCCGAAUGCUUUGCCUCCCGGCCCGGAGGGAACCCAGUCUGGAGAGCUGUCACGUUCUAGCUCAAUGAGUUCUCUAUCUCGAGAAGUGAGUCAGCAUUUAAAUCAGGUUCCCGCUCAGCCGCCAGCGCAAGCAGCUCCACCUGCCGGGGGCGUGACCUUUUAUAACCCCUCCCAGUUUGCACAGUCUGUUCCCAGCAGCCAUGCUCGACCUGGGCGUUUGGGACAGAGAGGAUACCCCACAGUGAAGUAACAGAAUCGCUGUAGUUCUAGAUCAAUCUGUGCUUCUAGACCAGAUCGGACUGAAGUUUGCUUUCUGCCUGGACUACUAGCAGCCCUCAGCCUCCCAAAUAACAUUGUCCCGCCGUGAAAAAAUAAUUGUGGUUUUCCCAUCUGUGCUGAAGUUGGAACGAAUGGAUCAGACUCCGGUCAUUCUAGACUUCUCAUACCCGUUGCGGUCUAACUCUGAGUUUGUACGGACCAGCGGGGCGUCCUCAGCGUGAGCAGUGUGAAUACAAGUGCAAUAUUGCGAUUUUUAGCCCUGUGUAGUUUGAUUUCCCUUAGUGUAGUCUGCUCAUUUCAGCAGGGUGUAUGCGAGUGUGUAUGAACGCGUGCGUGCGUGCGUGCGUGGGGAGGAAAUGUGGGCGUGUCUUGCUGAUUAAAGGCAGCCAAUGCAUGUGUUAGAGGGCGGUCUGGCCUGUUGUCAUGGGAACAGUGCAGCGUACCAGAAUGUUUUAGAUAUUUAUUAAGCCUCCUGUCUAAAUGAGACCGGACAGGAUCCGUAUAUCAGUGCGAGUUUGUGUACGCAUCGCCAUAAUGUGCUAAACAAAUCUCUUCUACCAUCUCCUGAUCGAAUCCUUGAUUUUGCCAGUAGCGAAGAAUCACACAUUUUUAUGAUUUACCCAAAUCCCUGUGAUCAUUUGUGUGUUUUGCUCAUAAAAUAUCUCAUUAUUUUUCGCUGACUUCAUCUCGCUCUCUGAUUGAUCGUCAUCAUGUCUCUUAAUCACACACCGCUAUUCCUUUGCUCGUUCCGGGUCCUUGUUCCCAUGGUAACAGCGGGGUUUUGUAAUUCCAAAGGUCAGCUCUGUUUGAAGGAAGCUCAGACUUUUCCAAUGUGUUUAGAAAUUGACUGUACAAUUCUUGAUAAAGUGACAAUAAAGAUAUUUUUGAGCUCUUUAA
Pimephales promelas (fathead minnow) is the source of this 7745-nucleotide messenger RNA. RefSeq names its product SEC16 homolog A, endoplasmic reticulum export factor (gene sec16a). Gene Ontology annotation, biological process: Golgi organization. Gene Ontology annotation, cellular component: ER to Golgi transport vesicle membrane; endoplasmic reticulum exit site. Lineage: Eukaryota; Metazoa; Chordata; Actinopteri; Cypriniformes; Leuciscidae. The record is from RefSeq and is a predicted model, not a curated record.